Cuscuta campestris is the source of this 1430-nucleotide messenger RNA. Lineage: Eukaryota; Viridiplantae; Streptophyta; Magnoliopsida; Solanales; Convolvulaceae. The record is from the annotation of a GenBank genome assembly.
GCCCAAAACCCACCGACUCUACAAAUCCGCAGCGCCCCGCUGCCGACGCCGUUCCGUCGCCUCGUCCGGCCACGCCGCCAUUUUCACAGUGGCUUUUCUUGCCUCAAGCUUUAUUUGAUCAUGUGAUGAUCACGCACUGCAUGCGCGCUCUUCUUGACAUCAUAACGUGGUAUAUCUGAAUUCUGGAGCAGUUGUUGUCAUGGGAGUAUCAGGGAAAUGGAUUAGGACACUAAUCGGUUUUAAAAGACCCGAGAAGUCGAUUUGCUAUGAAAUCGAUGAAUAUAAAACAGGGUACACUGGGAAGUCUAGGCAUAGGAGAAAGCAUUCUAUUGAUAUGGAUAACAACUGCAAUGAGCUGAGCCAUAACGAAGAUAAUGCUUCUACCUCACUUGAAGAUGCUAAUAUUGCUUCAGUUCAAAUUGCUGCUUUUUCAUCUUCAACUUCACAUCAAAACCGGGAUGAACCUCAAGUUCAUCCGAAUAUUAGAGAAGAAAUGGCAGCCAUCUGCAUCCAAACAGCUUUUAGAGGCUUUCUGGCAAGGCGAGCUUUGCGGGCUUUGAAAGGAUUGGUGAGACUUCAAGCCCUUGUGAGAGGUCGUGCUGUGAGAAAACAAGCUGCCAUCACCCUCCAUUGUAUGCAAGCACUAGUUAGAGUUCAGGCACGUGUACGGGCACGGCGUGUUCGUGUGGCCUUAGAAGGUCAAGAUGCACCGAAGAACUUUCUGCAAGAAGAGCUAGAACAACGAGAGGCUCGUGUUCGCGAAAUAGAAGAAGGUUGGUGCCACACUAUAGGAUCUGUGGAAGAAAUUCAAGCCAAGUUGUUAAAGAGGCAAGAGGCAGCAGCAAAGCGGGAGAGGACAAUGGCAUAUGCUUUGGCUCAUCAGUGGCAGGCAGGGCCUAAGCAGCAGCAUUCUGUCUAUGAACGGGAGACUAGUAACUGGAGCUUGAAUUGGUGGGAAAGAUGGAUGGCGGUACAGCCCUGGGAAAAUCGCAUUUUAGACAUCAAUCAGAGAGAUGGAGCAAUGAUACGCGACAACAACCCAAUUAACGGCACUAAGAACCAGUUGAAAAGAUAUGUUGGGAUAGUCAAACCGAAUUCUAAUGAGAGAAGGGGUCCAUCAACCUAUUCAAGCAUUAAGAAGUCACUCGAGACUAGUUCAAGAUCGAAGAGCAAUCCUAAAGAGAGAGAUUCACCCCUUCAUAUAUAGACCAAGGAAAUAAUAAGAGAUUGUCUCUUCCUAUUACCCGUUAGUUAAUUGUCUCCUUGAUUCUUUUCAACUUUUUUUAUUUUUGGAAAUUGAUUCUUUUCAACUAGUCUCAAAUGUUUUUGUUUUUGUAGGUAUUUCCUAGGGUAACACCCUUUGGUUUGUGCUAUUUCUCUAAAUGAUUCUUUGUUAUGCACACUUCUUACAAUAACUCUAAGGUAGGCUA